GCAGGCACAGGCAGAGAAGGUAGCAAGGGCGGUUGUUUGGGUCCGGCAGGGCUGGAGCUUGAGCGGGCAGCUGAGGUGGGAGGCGGUAGCCGCCAUGGGGGUGCCGAAGUUUUACCGGUGGGUCUCGGAGCGGUAUCCCUGCCUCAGUCAGGUGGUGAAGGAGCAUCAGAUUCCAGAAUUUGACAACUUGUACCUGGACAUGAAUGGUAUAAUUCACCAGUGUUCACACCCUAAUGAUGAUGAUGUCCACUUCAGAAUCUCUGAAGACAAGAUCUUUGCUGAUAUAUUUCACUACUUGGAAGUAUUGUUUCGCAUUAUUAAACCAAAGAAGGUUUUCUUCAUGGCAGUUGAUGGAGUAGCUCCAAGAGCAAAAAUGAACCAACAACGUGGCAGACGCUUUAGGUCAGCAAAGGAGGCAGAGGACAAAAUAAAGAAGGCAUUAGAAAAAGGAGAAGUUCUUCCCACAGAAGCCAGAUUUGAUUCCAAUUGUAUUACACCAGGGACUGAAUUCAUGGCAAGGUUGCAUGAACACCUGAAGUAUUUCGUAAACAUGAAGAUUUCCACAGACAAAUCCUGGCAGGGCGUCACUGUCUACUUAUCGGGCCAUGAGACACCAGGAGAAGGGGAACAUAAAAUUAUGGAAUUUAUAAGGUCAGAGAAAGCAAAGCUUGACCAUGAUCCAAACACGAGACACUGUCUGUAUGGUUUAGAUGCUGACUUGAUUAUACUUGGAUUGACAAGUCAUGAGCCACAUUUCUCCCUUUUAAGAGAAGAGGUUCGAUUUGGUGGCAAAAAGUCUCAAAGAGCGUGCGCACCAGAAGAAACAACUUUUCAUCUGCUGCACUUGUCAUUAAUGAGAGAAUAUAUUGACUAUGAAUUUUCACCUGUUAAAGGCAAGAUUUCAUUUACGUAUGAAAUUGAAAGAAUAAUAGAUGACUGGAUCUUAAUGGGCUUUCUUGUCGGAAAUGAUUUUAUCCCUCAUCUACCUCAUUUGCAUAUUAACCAUGAUGCACUGCCACUGCUUUAUAGAACAUACAUGGCUAUAUUGCCUGAACUUGGAGGUUAUAUUAAUGAAAGUGGGCACCUCAACCUGCCACGCUUUGAGAAAUACCUUACCAAACUGUCAGACUUUGAUCGUGAGCACUUCAGUGAAGUCUUUGUAGAUCUAAAGUGGUUUGAAAGCAAAGUGGGCAAUAAAUAUUUGAAUGAGGCAGCUGGUAUUGCAGCUGAAGAAUCAAAAAAACAAAAGAAACACAAGGCUCAGGAAAAUGCCAUGUUCUUGGCUGCUUUAGAAAAAACUGACAAUGGAAAUGUAGCAACUCCAAAAACUGCAUUAGAAGAUGAGCCAGAAGAUGAUGAUUUGUUUGAGACAGAGUUUAGGCAAUACAAAAGAACAUAUUAUAUGACAAAGAUGGGUGUAGAAGUAGUUUCAGAUGACUUUCUGGCUUCCCAGGCAGAAUGUUAUGUCCAAGCUAUACAGUGGAUAUUGCACUACUACUACCAUGGGGUUCAGUCAUGGAGCUGGUAUUACCCCUACCAUUAUGCGCCUUACCUCUCAGAUAUUCGCAAAAUCAGUGAACUGAAGAUUCAUUUGGAUUUAGGAAAACCAUUCAUGCCAUUUGAACAGCUUCUUGCAGUGCUGCCAGCAGCUAGCAAGGGUUUGCUACCAAAAUGCUACCAGCAUCUGAUGACCAAUGAAGAGUCUCCCAUUAUUGAAUAUUACCCAACAGAAUUUAAAACUGAUCUAAAUGGAAAGCAACAAGAAUGGGAAGCAGUGGUGUUAAUCCCAUUUAUUGAUGAGAAACGGCUGUUAGAAGCAAUGGAAACCUGUAAUAAAUUAUUGACAGCAGAAGAAAAGCAAAGAAAUAGGCACAGUGAGUGCUUCAUGUACUUGUAUGAUAGAGAUGCAGAGUUCCAGUACCUGUCACCAUGGCCAGAGAAGUUCGCUUCCAUAGAAAGAUGCUAUACCAGGCAUAAAGCUAUGUCUUUGGAUGCUUGGCGUGUAGAUAUAGCCCAUAAUAAAAUAACUAAAGUGGAUUUGGAGAGGUUGUAUUUCUGUGGGUUUCCUACGCUGAAACACAUUAAUCAUAAGUUCUAUCUUAAAAAAAAUGGUGUGCAGGUGUUUCAGCAAAGCAGCCAUGGAGAAAAUAUGCUGUUGGAAAUUAUGGCUGCAGAAGAUUCAGAGGAACUGAGUGUAGCCAGUUUGGUGCUUGGAAAAUCAGUCUUUGUUAACUGGCCACACCUGGAGGAAGCCAGAGCUGUUGCUGUAUCAGAUGGCAAAACUAAGUUUAAUUUGGAGGAGCCUCCUGGAACACAGAAACUCUAUCUGGGAAGUACUGUGCCACCGACUAAAGUAACAUUUGUUGGAGAUAAGGAACAGAAUAUAUGGCUAAAAGAAAUCCAGGGAAUUUCAGAAGACUACCAGAGAAGAAAAGGAGUAAUUAUAAAUGAAACAUUUGUAAUUGUAUAUGCUCAGUUACUAACUGGAUGUAGAUACCAGUUAAAUCAAAGUGGUAAAGUGUAUUUGGAGAAGCAAUGGUCCAAGCAAGUUCUUCCUUUUGCAUACCAAACAAUUGUCAAGGAUAUAAAAACGUUUGAUUCCCGCUUCUCCAAACUCAAAACUUUGGAUGAUCUAUUCCCUCUUGGAUGUACAGUCUUCAUGCUGGGAACGCCUUACUAUGGCUGCACAGGAGAAGUUCAGGAUUCGUCUGAUGUUAUCUUAGAAGGUAGAAUCCGUGUUGUUUUCAACAUUCCAUGUGAACCUCAGCUGGAUGUCUUAAUGCAGAAUCAGCAUAAAUACUCUGUGAAAUACAAUCCUGGAUAUGUGUUGGCCAGUCGUCUUGGAGUGAGUGGCUAUCUUGUAUCAAGAUUUACAGGAAGCAUUUUUAUUGGAAGAGGAUCCAGGAGAAAUCCACAUGGAGACCAUAAAGCAAAUGUGGGAUUGAACCUAAAAUUCAAUAAAAAGAAUGAAGAAGUCCCUGGCUAUACUAAAAAAGUUGGAAAUGAGUGGAUGUAUUCCUCUGCAGUAGAGCAGCUCCUUGCUGAAUAUUUAGAAAGGACACCAGAGGUUUUUAGUUACCUUGCCAAAAACAGUCAAGAAGAUAUAUUCUAUGAAGAUGACAUCUGGCCUGGUGAAGAAGAGAAUGGUGCUGAGAAAGUUCAAGAAAUCGUUGCAUGGCUAAAGGCUCAUCCCGUCAGCACACUCUCACGUUCCUCUUGUGAUUUACAAAUUUUGGAUGCAGCUAUCGUUGAAAAGAUUGAAGAAGAAAUAGAAAAGUGCAAGCAAAGAAAAAGUAAUAAGAAAGUACGUGUGACAGUGAAACCUCACUUGUUAUACAGACCUUUAGAACAACAACAUGGAAUUAUACCAGACCAAGAUGCAGAAUAUCGACUAUUUGACCGUGUUGUGAAUGUGAGAGAGAGCUUUUCUGUUCCCCUUGGACUUCGUGGGACUGUAGUAGGAAUUAAAGGAGCCAGCAGAGAAUCUGAUGUGCUGUUUGAAGUACUCUUUGAUGAAGAGUUUCAUGGAGGCUUAACAAUAAGGAGCUCACCUGCCAGAGGGUAUCGCAUGCCAGCUAGUGCCUUAAUUAACCUCUCUCAUGGUAAUCGAUUUGAAACAGGAAAUCAGAAGCUAACAGCCAUAGUCAAACCCCAGCCAGCUGUGAGUCCCUACAGCUCAUAUUCACCUGAAUCAUUAUCUGUAUCUUCACAAAAAGCACAUCUAGGAGGUCUCAACCAUUCCCCUCGUUCCCUCUUUGUUCCAACUCGACAAUUGAAUGGAAAACAGCAUAACAGUAUGAAGGCUGAAAACCAGGGAAAUUCCAGUUUCGUCCAGAAGGGACCUUAUUUAAGUGGCAAUCAAAAAUAUAAAGCUCACAAUAAACAAGAUGAUGAAUUUUGCAACAUUUGGCAAUCAUUGCAAAGCUCUGGGAAGCCUCAGCCUACGCAACAAAAUAGGCAUGACAAGGGUGGAACUUUACCUCAAUACAUAAAGCUAAGUACCAGUGGCCAGUUUUGCAAGCCGGGCUUUAAUGAGAGUAGCUUCAAAGGCCAGCAACGAAAACAGGAAUCGUUUAGGAAAUCCAAAGAAGACUCUAAAGAUUCAAGAAAUGAAGGUCAAACUCAUAAACUAUCAAAUAAACCGAAUUUUUCAGGUGCUAAUAAGUAUAACGUGAAGCUUUUGAAGCGGAAUGAAGGCCCAAAUGUGCCAGUAGAACAAAAGCCUUCAGUUGAUGGACCCAGUAUAACUGAGAAGACUGGAUCUGAACUUGAAGACAUUUUGGCAUCUCUGAAUAUUUUCAAAGAAAAGGAAGUGAAAUCAUCUUAUUCCAAGGAGCCAACAAAUGAAGAGCAUUUGUCUCCACAGUCUUUUGCUAUGAAAGGAACACAGAUGCUCAAAGAAAUUUUGAAGAUAGAUGCUUCUGAUACAGCAGAAGCAAAGACAACAGCUAAUGAAGUUUCUACUUCCACUUGUAGGCAGGAAUCUCAUGAGCCUGCCUCACAACAUAAACAUACAAAAAAGAUGGCAGCUUUCAUGAACAAAUCCCCUAGCACAGGAGGGUCUCAGGCCAUGGAAACUGGAGGCCACCCACUUCUUGGACCACCACCAAACCCGUUGUCUACUCCAGUAUCUGAGCUUUCUCGUAUCUGUUCACUUGUUGGAAUGCUACAGCCAGAUUUUUCAUUCCUUAGAACCCCACAGACAAUGACAGUUUGUCAAGUAAAGCUAUCAAAUGGUUUAUUAGUACAUGGACCUCAAUGUCAUUCUGAAAAUGAAGCCAAGGAGAAAGCAGCAUUUUUUGCUUUACAACAAUUGAGCUCUGUUGGGAUGAAUUUUCCUCUGCCACCGCCACCAGUAUUUCCAAAUUAUCAGCCUAUGGGAGCUAUUGUGCCACCCGGAUCCAUCCCUCCAGUUUUCACCCAGCCCUCUGCUAAUAUGUUUCCUUCACCAUCUCAUCCAUUUGGCCCAGUGCCGUGGGGAGCACCAGUGCCAGUUCAUGGCAAGCCUUAUUAUCCUGGUUCCUAUCCUGGAAAUAUGCCUUUUUUAGGCACUGUACCAGUUGGCACACACAAUCAGUUUAUACCUUUGCAGGUAACUAAAAAAAGGGCUGCAAGCAAGAUUAAUUUUGAACCUAAGGAAUUCCCAACUUCUCUUCAAGAUGUGCAGUUAAGGAAUGAACAGUUAACGUCUGACACCACAAAACUGAAUCCACAAGAUGCUGCUUCAGAUCCUUUAAGAUCUCCUCUUCAAGCUGCUCAAUCUAUAAUGUCUUUUCAAGAGAAAAUAGCUUCUCAAAGCUCAGUUGCAUCUCGUAAAAAAUCAACACCAAAUGUUUCCUCCAAGCGAAAGCCAAGAAAAUUGGCUGUCAAUUUUGGUGCACCCAAAUCUUCAGAAUAAGGAUGGUAUAUGGAUAAUAUUAUUUUUCCAUAAGAGAUAUACAUCAAUAAAUACUAUUUUAAAUUAUGAGCCUAAUUCAGAAGAUGCAUUGAACUGUUAAUAUUUUCUGUCAAUUAAAUUAUAUUAAAAAAUAAUUAUGUUCACUAAAGAGUUUGAUUUAAUCUGAUACAAACCAGGAAAUUCUGAAUAAGGUAACUUACCCUAGCCAUCGUGCCUAGGACACUAAAAAGUGGCUUUUAUGUACUAUCCCAGGAGAGGAGCAAUAAUGCUGUCAUGGCAGUCGUAAGAAUUCCUUUGUUUAAACCAAGAGAUAAAAGACUUCGGCUAAUACAAAGCAUGAUUGUUUGUUUUGUCUCCUUUUUAAUUAUUAUAACUUCUCAAAGUGAUUUAUUUAUAUGUAACCUGCAUAUUUGAUUUCUAUAUUUCCAGAUCCUUUUGAUCUGAUACAGUGUGAAUAGAUUCUAACUAUUGUGGCACUGCCAGCUUUGCUUUGUGUAAGGUUCAUUUCUAGGAGUUAUUCCUAAGAAGCUUAAAAACUUGGACAUUGUCUAUCUAGAAUUAUUGUAAUAUACUGUCUUUAUCUAAAUGGCACCAUGAACAAGCCACUGACAGUGAAACCAGAGUAAAUAAAUGCUUCAGGGAUGAUUUACAGAUCAAUUUAAAUGAAAAUUUAUUAAGAGGUACCCCAUAAUAGUUGCAAUUUUGAGAAUGAUUCCUGUCUGCUGCUCACUAAACACAUGGUCCUGUUCAAUGUAACAACCCCAAGUUAACCUGUGGCUUGGUCUUGGGUUAACAUGGGGUUGUUUAAUCCACCAACAACCCCAGUUGCCCCCGUUUAAAUGUCAUGGAAACAACCUUUGAGGGCAGCAUUCGAGGGUUGUUAAUCAAAACAGGAAACAGUGCACACUCCUGAAAUUUGUGGGUUACCCGUGAUUUGCUGCUGAAUGCCACCAUGAUGCGCAAACAGGGUCAUAACCUCCACUACAAAUCCAAUUUUGUUCCUAACACAAUUUUUUAAAAAAUACCAUUUAGUACUUCCCUUGUUCUGGUCUAUCCAAUAGUGCAGUUUCAUAAAUAUGAGUAAUCUUUCCAGUUAUUCAAAAUUAAGUGUGGUUCUGUAGACUAGAUUUAAAUUUUACAGUUUUCUUAAGAGUAUGGCAGUCAACUCAGUCUAACUAAUAUUCAGAUUCAAACAUAAGUCUUUGUUCUACUGUACUGUCUUUCUAUAGUCUAAUGUUCUACAGUACACAUGUUCCAUAUUUUGAGAGAGGUAAAAUAGUAAGUUGAAGGAUACUGUUUUAUCACUAACUUUUAAAAUACCACAAUAUUAUUUUAACACAAGCAAUCUUAGCAGUUGUACUGUGAGGGUGGGUGUGUACACUGUAAUGUAUCGCACAUUACUUUUUCCAGACAAAUUCCCAUGUAAAAAAAUUUCUGAACAGUGCCAUUAAAUGUAAUUUUAGUCCAAGGUAUAUGCAUAACAGAGCUAUUUAAAUGUAAGUGUCUCACUGUGUGGCUUCAAGCCAAAAAUAUACUAGUACCACUUCUGAAAGAGUGUAUGUACUUUUUCUGUCAUGCCGAUUAAUGUUCAUGCAACAGCUAUAGAAUGUUCCUUAGCUUAAGGGCAUUUUUACAUUGCAGCGUAAGUGGGAAUUUACCACAUAACCUUGGGCACAAUCCAGCUAAAGUGAGAAAUGCUUUCCCCAGUGAUUUCACUUUAAGAAGGAACACAUGCUUAAUGCCCUAUAAUAGGAUGUAAAAGUGCUUUAAUUUGGUGCACAGUCCAGACAUAUUUCCAUUGAUAAGGUCUGGCAUAUUCUGCUCGUUAAUAUAGUUUUCUCAACUCAGGUUGUAUGGUGUUUUUACUUCAAUCUCUAGAGCAUGAAUAUGCUUACAAACUUUCAUGGAAGAAGUGAUUUGAUUUGCCAGUGCGUAUGAUGUACUACUUAGAAUUUUUAUUUGUUUGCAUGCUUAGGGUUAUACAUGGCUAACUCUCCCUUAAUCCAGGCACAGGAAUCUCUUUUACCAUACCAAAUCCUGUAAGACUUACUGGCCUGGUUCAGACAACAAACUAAACCAUGCUGCUUAACCACAAAAUGGUUAACAGAAUGCAUUGACCUUAAUGAAUUCUAUUAACCGUUUUGUGGUUAAGCAGUAUGGUUUAGCGUGUUGCUGAGCCAGGCCACUAUGGCUUCUGCUUUCUGCAUACUAGAACUAGACAUCUAAAAGAAGGAUUUAUUCAAUUUGCUAUCUCAGAACCCCCAAACAAUCUAUCUGUUGGCACCUUUAUAGCAGGACUUCGGUGUUUUCAAUUCUAGUAAAACUGCCCAACAAGUUUUCAUCAGCCUGGUUCCCAUCUAUGUUCUGCAUCUCUAGCUUUCUUUGUGUUUUAUUUUCUCUGUUAAUUUGCAGGAUCAGUAUUAGUUUCCUUAUACCUGGUGCCCAGUAUUUAGAUGUGUAACAUCUAAGUCAUAAAUAAUUGGCUUAUGACAUUUUACCCACUAUUUCAGCUUGGUUUUUAUAAAUAUAUAUUGCUCAUUUUCUCUCAAAGUGUAUUUUGUAAAUGCUGGAUUUUUUCACUAAGAUCUUGUACAGAGCAGUAUUUUAUUAUAAUCCGAAAGGGAAGACUUAUGUGCACAUUUUUAUAGUUUCUUUUUUUAAAAAAAGAACUUUGUCUAUCUGCCAAGUGAAAUGUUUUAAAUUGGCAUGAAUAUGAAGUGUAUUUUUGUGUAUAGUGUUGUGCAUUUCAGAAUUCUAGCAUGUAGUGGUGCAAAGGAUUGUGCAAAGGUAUUUUAAAUACGAAUGUAAAAAUAUACAUGGAAGGAAUAAAUCACAUGGAUUAAAUUCUCUGGGCAACUUUAAUACAAUAAUUUUAUAGAAGACUUGGCCUCGUCUGCUUGCAUUAAAAAUGUAAACUAAAA
Molecule: messenger RNA, 8319 nt
Organism: Elgaria multicarinata webbii
Lineage: Eukaryota; Metazoa; Chordata; Lepidosauria; Squamata; Anguidae
Gene: XRN1
Product: 5'-3' exoribonuclease 1
Exons: 43
Coding region: 95-5398 (1767 amino acids)
Biological process (GO): nuclear-transcribed mRNA catabolic process
Molecular function (GO): nucleic acid binding; 5'-3' exonuclease activity
Source: RefSeq, a predicted model, not a curated record